Molecule: messenger RNA, 965 nt
Organism: Neodiprion fabricii
Lineage: Eukaryota; Metazoa; Arthropoda; Insecta; Hymenoptera; Diprionidae
Product: mitochondrial import inner membrane translocase subunit Tim29
Exons: 3
Coding region: 195-848 (217 amino acids)
Biological process (GO): protein insertion into mitochondrial inner membrane
Cellular component (GO): TIM22 mitochondrial import inner membrane insertion complex
Source: RefSeq, a predicted model, not a curated record
CCGAAUUUUUCCAACUUUACUCAAGCGCGAUGCUUUCGCGCCUCGGCUCAAUUUAAUAAUUAAUAGGAAUUUUUCAACGUUACGUGCUGUGUCAUUAACUAAGAACUUAUUUCUUAUUAUGGAAUUUAAAUGAGAGUGACUUUUCAGUGAGUGAAAUUUAAUCGCCGCACGCUUCGUUGAUCAGUAAACUAACUAUGGCGGUUCGGAUAUCCCAUUUAUUCCGUAAUAGAUUUAAACAAUUUUUUAGAACCUAUAGUACAAAUUCAGCUGAGAUAAGCAAAGCUAAGGAUCCUGAAGUGACUGAGCAAGUGAAGGAACGGCUACUAGAUCGUUGGGCAAAAUAUUGGAAGAAUCUCUUCAUUGACUACAGAGAUGUGGCUAAGGAUGUUGCACAAGGAUGUAAGGAUCGGCCUAUUCGUGCUUCAAUCUAUUUCUCUCUUCUAGGCAGUGUAUACUACUUUUCACGACACAACCCUAGUGCAGAUUCAUACAGAAACAUGUUGAUAGAAGAAUCAAACAAGAUGAUGAUGGUUGGAGAACCAAUUCGGAAUCGUCAAAGUGUAAGGCAUUUGAAAUCGAUAGAACAGUGCUUCAAUGAAGGGAUCAUACGCAGGUUGAGCUUGGGGAUUGUUUCUUUUAUAUGGUUGGAUAACUACGAUAAAGAAUGUGCUCACUACAAAGCAACAUGUUCGUAUCUCAAACCACAGUAUUUAGGAUUUCAUCACAGAAUAGUUGACAUUGGUUUCAUGGAUAAGUGGUUGCUACUGGAGGACAAAAUGACUGAUUUUGAUAUAAAUGAAGAGGAAUUUAAAGACUUCUCCACUUCGCCAGAUAAAAUCGGCUCAUAAUGAGAAUAUCGAAUAUUAUUGACGGAUAAAAUUAUAAAUAUUAAUUAUUAUAAUAGUAUUUAUACAUAUGUACAUAUAGAAGGUUUAUUCAUUGAAUAAAUGUGCCUUCACACACAA